Messenger RNA from Spizellomyces punctatus DAOM BR117, 4710 nucleotides. RefSeq names its product ULK/ULK protein kinase. Gene Ontology annotation, cellular component: cytoplasm; autophagosome. Bases 1066 to 4395 code for a protein of 1109 amino acids. The record is from RefSeq and is a predicted model, not a curated record. The transcript has 7 exons. Gene Ontology annotation, biological process: autophagosome organization; autophagy; peptidyl-serine phosphorylation. Lineage: Eukaryota; Fungi; Chytridiomycota; Chytridiomycetes; Spizellomycetales; Spizellomycetaceae. Gene Ontology annotation, molecular function: protein serine/threonine kinase activity; ATP binding.
CCGCACGCGCAAGAUACUGCAGUUAUCACACCAUCGAAGGGAUUGUGUGUUUUUUUACGUUACAAGCAUUUUAGUUUUACCAACAUAAUUAAUUGAAAAGUGUCGUAAGGAGAGUGACCUCCACGGCCAAAGGUUUACACUUCUUCCACCAUCAAAUCAAUAAUAGGGCAAACUCGUACACGCAAUUGCCCCAAACCACGCGACUUGAAGGAAACCUCCUCCUUCCCUCCGCAGCUGGGUUGAACUUUGUCGCUUUCGGACAGAUUCGCCACCUCCUCUCCCCUUGAUUAUUAUUGCCUUCCAAGUUACUUUGCACAACGACAACCUGCCUCUUACGUUCGGAAACGAGGGAGGACAACGGAAAAAGCAGCAACUGGCAAGAAGCGUAACUUUCCCACCGGCCUGCAACAGGAACGCAUUUCUUUACUCGCGAGUGCAUUUGCGACCACCUCCCAACAUUCUCUUCGCGCAGAGUCACAUACUGCACAGGACCGUCAGUGUCCAGCCCACACAGCACAACCACACACACACACACACAAAGGCACUGCACUGCCAACUCUAUAUCUUUCGAGCAGUUUGUUUUGGUCAACCACAAGCCGCUCCCUACUUACCAACCCACCAUUCCUUUUGGGAGCGCAGUCGUAGAACCUGAUACACUUGUCAGCUUGGACCUCUAGUGAAAAAAAAAGGGAGGGAGAGACAGAAAGUAAACAGGCAGCUUUACGUUGUCUGGUUGCCCGGAGCACUCCUACGGAGUGGCUUCCCGGCCGUAUCAUGCUACCUACAGCCUUACCUUAGCAUUCCCCUUCCCUGUUUUCUGUUUUGCUUCCACUUUUUUUGUUGCUGUCUUUUGCCGCAGUCCUUCCCUUUUCUCUGUUGCCACCUCUUAUAGUGUACAUAUUUUUGGUUGCCCAAGUUUGUCCCAAAUUUUUCUAAUAUCCGCAUCGGUAAUCUGGGUAGUUGUGUAUUGUCAGUAGAAACAACCGCAAACCUUAUUCUAGUCGUCUUUGAAAGCCACAUUGCAACGAAGAGACCCAACAAAGCGACUAUUGACGAGAUUCCCCAAUGUCUUCAAUACCAUCAACUGUAUCAUCGACUGCGGUCGGUGACUACAUCAUCGGACACGAAAUCGGGCGAGGGUCCUUUGCUACGGUGUACAUGGGGAAAUCCAUUUCUUCUGGACAACCAGUUGCCGUAAAGUCCGUGUCGAGGGAUAAACUAAAUAGGAAAUUAGCUGAGAAUCUAGAGGGUGAAAUCAAGAUUCUAAAGGGAAUUCAGCAUGAGCAUGUUGUGGCCCUGUUGGAUAUCAUGAAAACGGAUAAGCACAUCCAUCUCAUCAUGGAAUACUGCUCCCUCGGUGACCUCUCACAUUACAUCAAGCGCCGUGGCCUUGUCGGCGGGGCGACCGUCGAAGCGGGCGCAUGGAAUCCGCUGGCUGGGCCGUGGGGCGGGCUAAAUGAUGUUGUAGUGCGGCACUUUCUGAAGCAGCUCGCUUCGGCGAUGGAAUUCCUGCGAGCCCAUAGCUUGAUUCAUCGCGACUUGAAGCCGCAGAAUGUACUGCUGUCACCAGCUCCUCAAGACUCACCAGCCGUCCGAAUACCCAAUCCUGCGAAACCCGGAACGUACGUCACCGUACCGCCUCUGCCAAUGCUCAAGUUGGCUGACUUUGGUUUUGCUCGUGCGCUGCCCUCCCAGUCCUUGGCAUCUACCUUGUGCGGCUCCCCCCUCUAUAUGGCGCCAGAGAUUCUCCGCGGGGACAGAUAUGAUGCCAAAGCAGAUCUAUGGUCUUUUGGUGCCAUUCUGUACGAAAUGGUAACUGGGCGGCCACCCUUCAAAGCCCAAAAUCACAUUGACCUGUUGAGGAAGAUUGAACGCGGUGAAGGCAUCAUUCUUUUUCCAGGUGAAGACAUGGCGUCAAUGGUAGCUGGGAGAAGAAGUAAUGCACUGUCGUCAUCCCCAAGCAGAAGAUUGGGGACUAGUCCCAGUUCAAGCCCACGGUUUCCUCAUAUGCAGGGAGCACAGCCUAUAAGUGAUGAUUUGAAGGAUCUGAUAAGGAAAUUACUAAAGAGAAAUCCCUCUGAGCGAAUGUCGUUUGAAGCGUUCUUUGCCGAUCCUUGCGUCAUCAGCAACCGGGCUAUUGGCGGGCACACAGUCGGAUCCUUUAACGCUAGUGAGGGUUUAUUGAGGGGCACCCUACGGCGAAGCCCAUCGUCUUCUUCACAAAAAGGAACGACAUCAAUACCAAGCAGUAUUGCUCUUGAAGGGGAUCCUCCAUUUGCAUUGGGACCGAGCAGUACUGAACCGCUGUUUGAUGUCACGAACCGAGGACAUAUUGCCAUCUCAGAGGGUCUCGGCUUACCUCGAGGCGAUGCCCAAAUGCCGGCCCCACUGUACCGUGUCCAUACAUCACCCGCAAAACAGACGACCGUGACCCAUCCAUCAAGUCUAAGACAGUCUCAGACGCAGGUCCUCGGAAUGGCUCAUCCGAAUGCGGUUCCUGCUGGCCGUGUUGAAGCAGACAUGCUGGCCUCGUCGUCGCAGUACACCGCGGGAUCUGGACUUGGGCAUCCGACAGACGUCUACGACCACCAGAGCAUGCGGCAUCCUUCCCCGUCAUCUGCACCUAUGCGCCACAUUCAGCGCCUUGAUAUGCAGCGCCAGACGUCUGCACCGGUGUUUCAUGUAAAAGCCGACGAGAUCGUAUAUGGGCCGCAUCCUCCCACCUAUGGAUACAGCGACAAUCUGCGACUGGAACGGACUGGGUCCGAAAGAGGGAGGAUGAAAAUCCCUGGGGAUGAUUCGGAUUACAGGGAUGAAGUUCGGAAGGAGGCAUCCGUUGGAUUUGAAGGGGAGAAAGUGCCACCAUUUUCUUCAGUUGUCGUUGAAGAAGAUGUCAGCCACGCGCGCAAAGUCGACAUGUUGGACCACACACGUGGUGGAGUCAGUGUCGCGAUCGAGCCGCCUUUUCCUGGAUAUGCCAAUGUGGAUCCUUCCAUUUUUGUUCAUGCCACCGGUAGUGUCGAGCCUGUACCAGGUUCCAGUGCGCAGGCACCAGGACCUGAGGAAGAUACACGAGAUGGCAACAAUAACUCCUCUCUGAGCUCGUUGGGGUCCCUGGAAUUGAGCGAUGCGGACGCCGAUGAUGUCGUUGGAGAGCAAGAAACGGUAGGAGAUCCACCAGCAACUCUGUCACCGCCAGUCGCUCGGCGGCUGGAAACAAGUGCACGUAGUGGCAGCGGAAGCGGAAGCGGCAGCCACGGCAAUGUCAGGGCCAGCCUGGAAGAAUAUGUCGUUGUCGAAAAACGGGUUGUUGAGGUCAAUUGGCUUGCCGAUGAGGUAGCUGGAGCGGUGGGCAAAAAUGCUCAAGAUCUAGGCGCCGGCGAGUCGGGUCCUGUCAGCCCUAUCUCUGCUGCCGCCGGACAUGCCGUGUUUCUUCCUCCUGCUAGGGGAAGAAGUCCUAGCACGGGAUCGAGUCAAGGCGUCCCUGUGCCGAUAUCGGGUCUCGUUGGUUCUGGCACGUCUUCCAGUGCUUCCGUUUCAUCUGGGUCGCCACAUAGUCCUCGGAGUCUUAGACUUGAGCCCAAGACACAAGGUCGUAUUUUCGGAUCCUUGCGCGAAUCGACACAUCAAUUCCUUAACGUCUCUUCCAGUAACUCUGGAGGAUCAGGCUCUCCAGGAGGAAUAUUGGGGACCACUCCUCCAGCAGCCUAUGCGGCAGCAGCCACUGCCGGUGGGACAGGCGGUAGAACAGGCUCACCAGGCCCAAAUAUCCACUCUGGCUUGGAGGUCGUUCAAACUGAGGGAUACCAUCCUCUGCUUGACACCCUGAAUCUUUGCGCCCUUCGAGGCCACGCCGUACAGCAGCUCGGUGAUUCCCUGCUUUCGUCAUCCUCUGUGUCUCCAACGACUGCAGAGGAAGCCCUCGGUUGCUACCUUCUAGCUCUUCGAUGCUACCAGCUUGGUAUAGAGGUUGCUAAAGGCGUGUGGGAGUCUCGAAGCGGUGGUGUCAAUUUGCGCAUUUUGAGCACCGCUGUGCAAUGGGUUCGAGAACGCUUUAACGAGUGUUUGGAUGCUGCUGAGACGUGCAGAGGGAAAAUUGAAGGAUCAGGCGUAGAAGAAGGGCGACGUUGUGUUGAGCGAGUCGUGUACGAUCGGGCUUUGGAAGUGUCCCGUACCGCAGCCCUAAAUGAACUCUCGUCCCAACCCUCUCACUCUCAAUGCGAGAGCAUGUACCGCCACGCCAUCCUCCUCGUCGAAGCUCUCCUCCUCAUGGGCGACGAUUGCGACGUUGAUGCCGAAGGCGCCAUGUCAGACGAGGAUAAGAGAGUUUUGGAGCGAUUUGUAGCAAGUCUUUGGGGACGUGUUGGCGCUGUUUCUCGGAAAGCCGUUGGUUAAAGAGUCUUUUGCUCUCGGUUCAUUUCCAAGAAACGAUUUCUUGUAUGUAGCUUUUCUUGUCUUUCUUGGGUCAUUUCCGCUUUUUUUUUGUUUUCAAAGGUUUUAUUUGGAUUGUUUUUGUUUUACUGUAUGCAUUCUGUUUGGGGGAGGAAAGGACGAUUUACUUUCGUUCUGUAUGAAUGAGGAACCAAAAAGUAGUAGGAGGUUUAUUGAUGUCGGUUUGGAAGCAUUUUUUUUUCAUUAAUAGAAGUAUAAUUGUAGUUCAGACUUGGUCCGUCUUCGAACUUUCUCCCACGUCGAAUUUACAAUUCUGAC